AUGCUCGCUGCAUUCUUGCGUGGAGAGCGACACGAUCGGACCACGGCAGCUCUCCGCUGGUAAUUCCACCCACACAGACCAGGAGCUUCAUUUGGAGGAGAAUUUUUUUCUUUGUCAAUUUUGCAUCGCUUUCCCCCCCGCGCUGCUCCGGGUUCCAUCUCUCCUGAGGUCCGCACCCUGCGCCUAUUCCUCUCCCGAGAAGAGGAAUAAAAGCCGGACUUUGCAUCGGAGUGGAAUUCAUACCAUGAUCCCGAGGUGAUCCGGCUCCAAAAACAUCUGUCCUGCUGCUGAGAAGAAACUUGAAUGACAACUAAAAUGGCCUCUUACCUCAUCGCACUCGUCGCCGUCACCGUCCUGCCUCUGAGUUCUGCUCAGCAGGUUCCAGCCAACUGCGUGAUCAAGAGAGAGGAGGAGAAGUGUCUGGAGAUGAUGACCUCCAAGCACCCUGCCAAUGACCCGGACUUUCCAGGCUGCACGUUCAUGUGGGAUAACCUGACGUGUUGGCAGCCAGCCAGGUUCGGCCAGGUGGUGGAGGUCAACUGUCCAGAACUCUUUUCUCAAUUCAUGAGCGAGGAAGACUACGAGAUCGCCAAGGUCAGCCGGAACUGCACCGAGUCCGGCUGGUCCGAGACCUAUCCUCACUAUGUGGACGCCUGUCUGUUCAACGAAGAAGGCAACCCGGACUUGUUCUUCGUGUCGGUGAAAGCCCUGUACACGGUCGGCUACAGCACGUCUCUGAUCUCCCUCACCACCGCCAUGGUCAUCCUCUGCAGGUUCAGGAAGCUCCACUGCACGCGGAACUUCAUCCAUAUGAACCUGUUUGUGUCCUUCAUGCUGCGAGCCAUUUCUGUCUUCAUCAAGGACGGCGUGCUGUACGCUCAGGAGGACAGCGAUCACUGCUUCCUGCACACCGUGGAGUGUCGAGCCGUGAUGGUGUUCUUCCACUACUGCGUCCUCUCCAACUACUUCUGGCUCUUCAUCGAGGGUCUCUACCUCUUCACGCUCCUGGUGGAGACCUUCUUCCCGGAGAAACGCUACUUCUACUGGUACAUCAUCAUCGGCUGGGGAGCCCCAACACUGUGUGUGACCGUCUGGUCCGUGCUGCGGCUGCACUAUGAUGACAUGGGCUGCUGGGACUUGAACGACAACGCCGCAAUCUGGUGGGUGAUCAAGGGACCGGUUCUGGCGUCCAUCAUGGUCAACUUUGUCCUCUUCAUCGGGAUCAUCGUCAUCCUGGUCCAGAAGCUCCAGUCACCGGACAUCGGAGGGAACGAGUCCAGCAUUUACCUGAGGCUGGCUCGCUCCACGCUGCUGCUGAUUCCUCUUUUCGGGAUCCACUACACUGUGUUUGCGUUCUCCCCCGAGCACAUCAGCAAGAGAGAACGCCUCGUGUUCGAGCUCGGACUCGGCUCAUUCCAGGGCUUCGUGGUCGCCGUCCUCUACUGCUUCCUGAACGGAGAGUAUCUCCCUCAAGGUGCAGUCGGAGAUCAAGAGGAAAUGGCGCAGCUGGACGGUGAACAGGUACUUUGCUGUGGACCUGAAGCACCGACAUCCUUCGCUGGCGAGCAGUGGAGUCAACGGGGGGACGCAGCUCUCCAUCCUCAGCAAGAGCAGCUCGCAGAUCCGCAUGUCCAGCCUGCAGGCCGAGAGUCCAGCCACCUGAGCGGCGCCGGCGACCCACCCGCGUCCAAUGACCUCAAACCCACCAUCCUCCCCAUGACCGACCUCAGCAACCCGUACCUCAACCCGUACCCAAACCCAUACCCGGACGAGACCAUCGUAGAGACCCAACUCAACUCCAGCGAUCCGGAGCAGCCUCUAGUCUGACCCGCCUCUCCCUGGACUCAGGGCAUGUGCACAAGGCGUCGCCGCGCUUGUAAAUAUCGUGUUCGUGAAAAUCAGUCUGGUACGUCAGUGUCUGCGGUGUUUCUCAGAGGAACCGGCCCCGCGGUCGAGGGUGGGGCGGCGCCACGACUGCUACACGGUGUUUCCGCGUUGGGACGAGCUGCGUCCUAAAAGUGUUUUAUCUUGUGAAAGUGGGGUUUGACGUGUCACUCAAAAUGGCGUGCUAAGAGCUUCGUUAAACCUGAAAAGUAUCUAUAUUUGCUCAGUCUUGACAGUGAUGUGUUCCGCUGCGUUUUACGUGUUUCCAGAAGUCUGAGCUCGUCCGAAUCUAGCCGGAGAGGUGUCUCCAAUGACCUUCACAUUCUGUCCAUGAUGAUCAACAAGAUUCCUGUUCAACAACACCAGUCUUGUGAGGUCGAGUUAGUGUUAUGACUCCCGGGAUGCUUGUAGUACUCAUAUCUGCCACUGGAAUGUGCUGCAUCUCAAGCAGACCAGGAAGUUCAAUGGCCCGAGUAGCAAGCUCUUAUGCUCAGAUAAGAUGGGUCUUUCACACAGGACAUGUUUCGGGUAUUUUUGUGGCCUUCUCUUCAGCAUUGAUCUCAAGUUUUGGAAGUUCAUAUUGACGUUUCAGACUCCGGUUGAGCUAGAAAGUGGUGCUGUGUUUCUAACCAAACAAGAAAUAACUGGGAAUCUCAUAGACUUUUCAAGGGUUCGAACCAGUGACCAGUGUGAGUCCACCUUUGAACCCACCUGGUUCACUCUUUAUCACGAUAAACGGAGAAGUGAAGUCAGAAAACGUCUUGUAGACACUUUGUUUACAUAUGUGUUGGGUUCUAACUGACUCAAAUAUCGUAAACAUCCCGGGAGUGAAGUGAUUCCACACAGCGGACGUAUUUGUAUGGCAAGUUGUGCUAAAUGCUAACAUGCUAAAUUAAAUUAAAUCCAUUCAGGAAAUCCAUUCCACAGUUUGCAGUGAGCUUGCAAAUAGAUAUUCCAGCAACAUGACGCUCAGACUCAGCUCAAGGCUGAAAUGUAAAGACUAAGUGAUGUCACCACGGUUACAAUAGCACAACAAAAAAGCUCCCACACCUCCUACUUGAGGAUUACUGUCGUCUAAGAGUCUAAGGGCCAUGGAACAAGGGCCAGUGUGGGACGACCUGUUUGCUGGAGCCUGUUUUCCAAACUAGUUUAGAAGUGAUCCUCAUGCAAUUUUAAGCCUGGUGCACCACUGACCUUUCUACGGCGCAGACCGCACCACUGCACCCGCGGCUUGUGGAUAAACAGGAUCUAUUUUCCUUCUUAGAUUUAUAUCAUGAAACAGUAUUUCAGGGCUGAUGAAACUGUAUCAGGUCAGUAGAUGGCAAUCUUGGUUUAGAAAGCAUGUGAGGUUUCACUGAAUUAGUUGUUGAAGUCCAAACAUCACUAGUGUAUACGGCAUUAAGUAAUGAGGAUUGACAGCUACUAAAACAAAAUAAACAAGUCAAGCACAUGAUAGCAGUGGCAGAAAGGAAGAAAUAAAUAUGUGAAAUAGUGGGGUAUAGCAGCUACCUGCCUUAGCACGGAUUGAAAUCGCGCGAGGAAGCUUCCUUCUCACGAUGGGGUCCAUCAGCAGGUGGCUCCAGGAGGGCCAGAGGGCCACGUGAAUCGUAUGAUGAACAAGGGCUACUGGUGUGUUCCAGUUAGAAGUGGGAAGUCGGAGCUGGGAAUGACACGAAAUUCAAUGCAUUCCAUUUAUCAAAGUCGGAAAACAAGAUAGUAACAGCCACAAAAGUGAUUCCCACAUGUGCCUUCCUCAGCGGCUUGAUGAAUAUGCUCCGUAUGCGACUUGAAAACCUGGAGUCGGAAGAAGAAACAGCGAUUAGUGCAAUGUGUUUGUUUCCUUCUGUCAAUUUCAUUGGUUUAAAAGCUCUACUUCCUGUUUACAUUCGGGGUAGCCAUCUUGGAUUGGGGUGGUGAGGAUUCUCUGACUUUCCGACUUGGAAAAUCCUCCAUCAGGUGACAAUACCAGGCGCGCAACUGCGAAUUUCCUGACACACCAUAAAACCGGUGAGAGCUUUGAGCUGAAGUUCGCAAACAACCAUGACAUCAGGAAGGAAAUGUGGGCGUGGUCUCCUUCCACCAUAGGUUGGGGUCGUCUGGAGUGUCCAAACCAUCCUAUGUUUAAUGGUUCAUGGAAAUCAGCUACCGCCGCCUUUGCGUGUUACAGUCCCGGAUUUACCGUUUUCAUAGGCGCAAUCAGGACGAGCAAAUUGAAAAGUUAAAAAUUGAAACAGAUGAAAGAAACUGCUCCGUCGUGAUCCUGGUCCGAAGCAGAAACACCUUGAAUGGGCGAAAGAUUCAAGGUUUUGUGCAGUUAAAGUCCCCAACAAUUCAGACUCCUGCUGCUCCGAUUGCUCUGGUUGUGUUGUGGAUCUCACGCAUCCCUCAGACUCUCCUUUGAAGGUCUCGACUCAGACGUCUCAACGACUGGAACUUCUGCGACUCCCCUUCAUCCCACCCUCCACCCGACCCCCCCAAGGAUUUGCUUUUCAUUUUCAUUUUGGGUUCCCGUCCGGAUCACUCCAGAGAAAGACAUUCAUGCAUGAUUCCCGGAGCCAAGGCUGCAGGGGAGAGACUCUGAUGGAUCAGGGGUUUGACUCUCGAGUCAAGCCGGGCAGCCGUGAGUACAGAAAAUGUCAUGAACUGUGACUGAAGUGUCACGACUAAAGAGCUUCUUGCACGACAUUCACGAGUUUACGACGUUGUUGUCCGAUUUGUCCGAAUGGAAAAAUGUGAUUUUAUAAUCUGAAUUUGUGUAGAAAUGUUUUUUUCUUCUCAGUCAGAAAUUGAUCUGCAAAAUGAUUCAGGAUCUGAAGACGAACACGCCGUAGUUUUGACGUUAGAAAAAAACGUAAAACUUAAAUGAUUCAAUGUCAACUGUCAAGAUCAGAUAUGAAAGUUGGCUGUAAUCUCAGUAGUGAGGGAUUUUUAUAUCUUUAUUUCUUGAGUUCAAGAUUGAAUCCCGAAUAUUCUCAAGGCACGAGUUAGAUUAACAGAAUUCUCAUGUCUGAGUUACAAAAACUUGAAUCGAGGGAGAAACCUUUCGCGGGAAACGUUUGAGUUCUGAAGAAUUCUUCGCUCUAAUCUGAGAAAUUAUAAAUUAAAGGAGAACAAAACCGUUAAUCUGCGGCAUACGGGUCACGGGUCGAACUUUUGAUUCGGUUGGGACUGAGUUGGGAUUGAGGUUUCAAGUUUUAAUCCUGGAAAAUUCCCACGUUUGAGUGGCAAUCUCAUGACUGAUCUGGGUUUUAAUCCCCAAGUGUCUAACCUCAAAUUGAACUCUAGAUUAUGUGCUUGAGUUGUGUUGCCAGGUUUGGGUUCCAAAUAUCAUUCAGACAAUCUGAAGGAGGAAAUCAAUGUCGUGGGGGAUGAAAGUAAAAACUUCAGUUUUAAAUUCUGGGUUUUUCACGACAUAUCCACACGCACGCUCUUACUCCACUGAUAAAAUAUACUUCUGUGUCAACGCACAGGUGCUUUCUGAGUGAAGCUAUUUCUUACUGUAUAUAUCUUUCAUUUCAAACAAGUGACUUACAGCAUCCAUAUCUCCGAACGCGUUUGAGUUUCUGCAGUGUUUCGCGACUGUUUUAUUGAGGAAAGAAGAACGUCGUGAUUUUAUCCACCCCAAAAUUAGACACUUUCCUUCAGCGUGACUCCUGCGUCUGCUGAAGUGCCUUUAAGCACAAAGUACCGACGAUGUCUUUAGUUUCUCUUGUUAAAUAACCAAACUGCAAACAGAAAGGGAAAAGGGUUCGACUCAAGUGCGAUUAUGACGCUCGCGACAAAACUGGCCUCUGGAGAGUCUCCGCGAGGACGUUUCAUUUUUCCUUUGCAUCUGCGCUCUGGCCAGGGGAAUGUUUCUGGAUCGGUUGGUGACGCAAGUCGAAGGCAGAUACUCUGAGUUUAGAAGAAGCUGGAACUUACAUUUCUGGAAGUCUGGAACGUUCAACGUGCCUUGAUCUGAUCAAGCCCUCACAUCCCAGAGCCUCAAAAUUCGACAGUCAUUUCCACCUCUUGGAAUGUUGCAGAAAUUCUGAGUUUGUCUGAGUUUGUUUGUUUGAAUGUCAGAUUUAAAGUUGUGUUUUUUUUUACUGUGUAAAGUCAGUUUCAACACUCAGAGUUAAUCAAUUCAGAUUUUUUUUUCUUUUUGAAAUCAGACAUUUUCCGUUUCAAUCUUAAAAUACAGUAAAUUAUACCCUGAGAACAACUUUCCGAUUUGUUUUGAGUGAAACUCAAAAGUUGAAAAUCGGAGUUCAGUUUUGUUUUAUUUAGAAUAUAAGGAAGCCUGACACUGGCAAUUUCCAGCUCUCAGAAUCGACCUUACCAGCUUUAAAGGUCAUUUUCUCUGUUUCAAAUUCAUAAAUGAACAGUUUAAAUAUUAAAAUAUUUCAUGUGUUUUAUUUAGACAUGUUUAAUUUAUUUUGAUUGAAACGCCGUAAUAUAUUUGAACCUUGACAAUUCUGAGGUUAAAGCUUAAAAUGUGGAGGUUUUAAUCACAAAAUAUAUGGAAUCUACGGAGCCCUGGAAGUCACAUGCAUGUGUUUGUUUUUUUUGCUCGCGAUAUCUCGAGCAAAAUAAUACCAUAUGUGGCUAAGCUAUAUGUAUCACGUGUCUCUAGAAGCGACAUGCAUGACUUUAUCUCGGGAUAAAAUAAAGUCAUUCAUGCCACAUGUGGUAUCACUUUGAGUAGAAGGCACUUGGUCAGAGUGUUAAAAGCGCACAGACUUUGCCGUCGGCAAUAUUCUGACUUACAGACAGCGAAUGACAACGUUGCCAAACAGUUACGAAGCCAUGGGAGAUAAGUGGUUACAGGAAGUCAUCGUGACUUGAUAUAAAAAUCAUCUCGAGAUACGAAUUAUCACGAGAUAACAGUUAGCUCCAGAUCAUUUUUAUCUCGGGCUAAAAAAAAUAAAGUCAUGCAUGUCACAUCCAAAAAAAUAAACACACGCAUGUCACUCCCAGGGCUCCGUAGGAAUCCGAUGUUUUCAUCGCAUUUUAAAUGAUGGAUUUUUUUCAGUGGACAAUAUUGAUUUUUAUUUCCCAAAUUUUUGUUCCCAGAAUUCCUGUUCAGCUGACAGGAAACGGGCUCAGUUUCCAAUCCUUUGAGCGAGUGAAUGGUGAAUUGAAGGUCCUUUCUGCCUCACGUGUACUGAAGUCUUCUACUUUUCCUCGGAGCUGUCUUUCGAAACAAAAUCUCAAGGUGUUGGUUUGAAUCUCGCUGGACUUCCAGAACAGUCUGAGCCCAAAAUCCAUUUGUUUCCGACGGGAGACAGAGCCUUCUCCAGCCGUUAUAUACGUCGUGGAUGUCACUCCUAGAUCGAAAAAAAAAAAAAAGAAAAGAAAAAAAGGCUGCAGUCGAAAUGUAAAUAUAAACAACUGCAGGUGUAAAUAACGUUUUCCGUGGUGAAUAUUUGAUCGAAACUGCGCUGUUCUUGUUUAGAAAAUCAGUGGCUGUAUAAUCUGAAGCUUCUGUGUUCUGAUGCAUGUUUGUGAAGACGUGGCGCCGGAGGUGUAACCAGAACCAGGCGUUUCUCUCUCACUGACCGCCGCUUGCCCGGAUUUUUUUCAUUCAGCGUGUUUUGUCCGGCUCGUCCAUAACUACGGAAGACGCCUUGUGGUGUGUGGGAAGCACUGCGUUCUCAAUUCUGGCCUGACAAACUGGGAGACAAAACUUCACCUCAGGUGUUUCUUGCUGCUUCAUUACUUCGGAACCUGAAUAUUUUGCGUCUCAGAUCGUUUUCCAAAUUCAGAAUUCCAGUUACGAAUCGGAAGAUAAAACUCUUGAGUUGAUAUUUUUCUGAAGGUCAAAGGUCUCUUCAGGCUGAAUGUAAAACACUUCUGCUUUCGUCCGCUUCAACUGUUUCUCUUUCAAAGGGUUUUUGUAAACAGUGGAAUAAUCUCAAUAAAUGUUUUUAACUUGUUGAAUCUACGUGGUUGUUGUGUUGUGAAGCGGUUUUGAGAAACACAGUUUAUUUAUUCAUUUUUUGCCGUUGCAGAAAAAGUCAAAUUAUAAUUACGAUAAAUACUUUCAUGGCAAUUCAUGUAUUUAUGAAAUAUACACGCUUAAA
Synchiropus splendidus (mandarinfish) is the source of this 7949-nucleotide messenger RNA. RefSeq names its product pituitary adenylate cyclase-activating polypeptide type I receptor-like. Gene Ontology annotation, molecular function: peptide hormone binding; vasoactive intestinal polypeptide receptor activity; G protein-coupled peptide receptor activity. The record is from RefSeq and is a predicted model, not a curated record. The transcript has 14 exons. Lineage: Eukaryota; Metazoa; Chordata; Actinopteri; Syngnathiformes; Callionymidae. Bases 304 to 1827 code for a protein of 507 amino acids. Gene Ontology annotation, biological process: adenylate cyclase-modulating G protein-coupled receptor signaling pathway; cell surface receptor signaling pathway. Gene Ontology annotation, cellular component: plasma membrane; neuron projection.